ACAGACUAAAACUGCAGACAGGGUUAUAUUAGAACAAAAGUUAAGAAAUCCAGUGUAUAGGGAAAGCAGGGAAAAUAGAUGGUUGGAGUGGCAAAUAUAUACCCUCACUAAUUUAUAUGAUACAAACAUAUUAUUUUUGUUCAAACAGCAUAAGUGAACUGACUGACCAGAAGCAAAGCUUGGCAUUUUGGAGGAAGAAUUUAUUGCAUAUUAUUGGUACAGGGAUUGUUGCCAGCACAGAAACAACCUUGAGAAAUGUACUCCAGAUAUUUUUGCUUGUUCGGCAUGUGGCUUUUUCUUCCAACUCAAAGAAGGUGCACGCUGGGUCAAAAGACUGACGGUGACUUGCACAGCAGUGACACAACAUCCCUCCCUGGCUUUGAGAACCUCACAAUGGGAUACAACAAAUAUCUCAGGCCAUACUUUGGUGGAGACCCUGUUCAAAUAGCAAUGAGCCUGGACGUUGCAAGUAUUUCUAGUAUUUCAGAGAGUGACAUGGACUACACUGCUACAAUAUACCUGCGGCAGCGAUGGACAGAUCCCCGCCUAGUUUUUCACGGCAACAAGAGCUUCACUCUGGAUGCCCGUCUGGUGGAAUUCCUCUGGGUACCUGACACAUAUAUAGUGGAGUCCAAAAGGUCUUUUCUGCAUGAUGUAACAGUGGGGAAUCGCCUGAUAAGAUUAUUCUCUAAUGGCACUGUCCUGUAUGCCUUAAGAAUCACAACUACUGUUGCAUGUAACAUGGACCUGUCAAAAUACCCCAUGGACACUCAGAUGUGUAAACUGCAGCUGGAAAGCUGGGGAUAUGAUGGAAAUGAUGUAGUGUUCACUUGGCUGAGGGGAAAUGAUUCAGUCCGAGGCCUGGAAAAUCUCCGUCUGUCUCAGUACACUGUGGAACGUUAUUAUACCCUAGUCACAAGGUCCCAGCAGGAAACAGGCAAUUACCCAAGACUGAUUCUGCACUUUGAACUGCGAAGAAAUGUCCUUUACUUCAUUUUGGAGACCUACGUCCCUUCUACUCUGCUUGUCAUCUUGUCCUGGGUGUCUUUUUGGAUCAGCCUGGAUUCAGUUCCUGCAAGAACCUGCAUUGGAGUGACAACUGUGCUGUCGAUGACAACUCUGAUGAUUGGCUCUCGGACCUCACUAUCUAAAACUAACUGUUUCAUAAAAGCCAUUGACGUUUACCUUGGUAUCUGCUUCAGUUUUGUUUUUGGUGCCCUGGUGGAAUAUGCUGUUGCUCACUACAGUUCAUCACAAAAAUGUGCAACACAAGAACCUCAACAGGGAUCUACAAAGGAGUAUUGCAAAGAAACUGAAGAUGUUAACAUCAUUGACAUCCUCAACAGCUCUGACUCCAACUAUAAGCGGAGCAUAAGUUUUACUAGCAUUGAGAUCUCCAGUGAUAAUGUCAACUAUGGUGAUCUAACCAGGAAGACCCAUGACAAGAUUAAGUUUGCUUUGAGGAACAAAAUGCACAGGAUCAUCAACUAUUUCACUAUUCAGAAUCCCAGCAAUGUUGAUCAUUACUCAAAAUUGUUCUUCCCUUUAUUUUUCAUGCUGGUCAAUGUGUUUUAUUGGGCUUAUUAUCUUUACUUUUAAAAAAAUGUCAUUUUUUGUUCUGACACUGCAAAGAUGUAGGAAUCCUGUUAUUGCUACAGUGUACCUAUGCAUUAACCUCACUGAAGUGAACACAAAACAAAAUGUUUUGUGGUGUUGCCUGUAUUGCUAAAAAGAAGCAUGAUAACAUGUGUGGUUACUAUUCAUUACUGUACAGAAAUAUCAGUACUUCAUCAUUUGUGGCUGCUACUCUGGUCUCCCCAUCACAGUUUUAUCAAGUCUCUGUGCUGGGGCCCAGUGCUACAAAUGUACUUUCCAAUGCAGCGCAUCCCAGUGCCCAUGAUCUAAUCUGUGUGGAAGCUUAAGCAAGAGAGCUGAAGUACUAGGAUGAUGACAAACCAUGACAGUUACUGGAAAAGUUUGAGAUCAGCUUUAUCGAAAUGCCUAAUUUAGAUCCUCAAGAGCAUUUUAGAUUUUAUUUUUAUUUUGUGUUUCCAAGAAAAAAAAGUAAUAGGGGAACUGUCACUGCUGCCUCAAUAGCUCUUUCUGUUCAAGCAACAAAAAGUAAAGGAGCAUUAGUGAGAUGAUUAUAGAAAGAAGCAGGUCUGUCAUACUGACUUUCCUUAUUUAAGGGUGCAAGGCUGUGCUAGAGCACUGAGCUCCUGCAGGUUGAGACAAACAUACCUUUAUUCCUUGCUGCCCCUUAAUUAAUCCCAGUCUUAUCCCUGAAGGAAAACAAAGCAUUUCACAAGUCAAAGACCAAUGCAUGUUCCUUAGCACUUCAGAAAUGAGGAAUGCCAUGUAGCAAAUGCAUGUCUUUGCUUUGUAACCAACAUUUUUGCCCUGCUCCUUGGGCAUGUCUACAUGUGCCCCCUACAGCACAGUUAUUACUGCACCUCAUUGAUACAGCAACGUAGCAUUGGCCAGCCCAAACUGUGAUGCCAACACUAUGUCACCAUAGCAACGAGAUACGUCACUAGCACAUCGCUAUAGCGACAGAGUUCUGUGUAAAUGCGCCUCUUGGGUUUCAUUUCAAUACAGGUCUGCUGUGGUCUAGUGUGAGUCAGUGACUUUCCUCUCUAAACAACCCUAUUCAUCCCACAGAGCAGCCCUGCUUCAGCUUUUGCUGCCCCCAGACAAUCCCUGCCUUACAAAUUGUAUACAAGGGCAUCCAGCUCAUCCCAUCUCCCAGCUAUGCUGACUCAGGUCUGGGGUGGCCAGGUCCAGGCCCACACAGCAGGAGCUUCCACUCCCACAUUCUCCACCCCUUGCAGCCCAGCAGCCACUGAGAGGCACAGGCAGGACCGUGCAACUGUGAGCCGCACAGCUGGCAGUAGCAGCUGGGCAUGGAGGGGGGUGGGGAGCAGAGGCCCCCACAAAGUGAGCCCAGGCAUGGCCCCAGUCCCAGAGCCCUCAAACCCAAGCCAGCACAACUGGGGGUGGUGGGGGGGCACUCUCCUGCCCUGCUGCUGCUGACCACCAACUCAGCUAAGCUUGGCCUUCUCUGGCAGCCUGCUGGGAGGUGUGCAAGAGUGCCCCUAACCUGCCAGCCUUGACUAGUGCAGGCAGCCUCACCCCCAAAUGGCAAAUGUGUGUUGUGUUUGCUCCCAACCUAACCUAGGGCAUUUAGAGCAAAGCACAAAACUUAGAUCACUUCUGCCUUGGGCUUUUUGAACAUCUGUACCUAGCCUAAAAUUGGACCCUACACAUCCUGCCCCCCCCACCAAUAUGUGUGCACCAGUCUAUUUGGGCAAGUCUAUCUUGUACAUGCCCCCUGUAACCUGGAUGUACGUACCAAGAUGAGAUUGUACCUGAGCAGUUUGUGCAUGCUGACACCACUCAUCUGCACUAAAAUGUGCUCUUCAUGCAAUAACGUAUACCUAUGACAAAUUGCUUACACAUACAAACUGAAAAGAUGGGGAAUAAAGAAAGAUACAAGGUUCAGUCCACUUUGCAAACUGUAAUUUUCUAGUCUUUCUAGUUGCCAAUAAAAGCUUAAGCCUAAAGUAUAAAUGCUCAAAAAGCAAGGAUUAAAUGAAAAUAACCCAAAAUAUGUAUUUAAAAUGCUUGAGAGAAUCGGAUAUAUAUUUUUGAAUUCUUAGGCUGGCAAUCCCAUUUCUAUCCUUGAAGAGAAGGCCAAACAGCACAAUAAGUAAAUCAGAAAGAUGUUUAAUCACAAUAAGGAUUACCUCUUCCUGCCUUUAAAAAAAAAGGUUUUCUUGUUCCCUGGAAUUACAUUGAAUAAGCUCUCAAAUGCUUCUAUUCUUUGUUUGAUUACCUGAACAACAGUCUUUUCCUUUGUUGUUUAGCUUCUACAGCAUAUGUCAGUCAUAAAGUUUUUUAUACUUAAUUUUAGUAUGAAUCUUUUCUUGUUUUACUUAAUAUAAUGACUGAAAAACCUAAAUGGGAUGAUUAAAAUAAAUAUUGUUGGGAGAAAUUAGUUUUGUUGUAACUGAGUAACAAAAUUAGAAUAAAUUGAUUGAAAAUCA
This is a messenger RNA of Alligator mississippiensis (American alligator), 4046 nucleotides long. It is a transcript of the gene GABRP, whose product is annotated as gamma-aminobutyric acid type A receptor subunit pi. The record is from RefSeq and is a predicted model, not a curated record. Lineage: Eukaryota; Metazoa; Chordata; Crocodylia; Alligatoridae. Gene Ontology annotation, biological process: monoatomic ion transmembrane transport; nervous system process; regulation of membrane potential. Gene Ontology annotation, cellular component: membrane; synapse; GABA-A receptor complex. The coding region runs from base 256 to 1599 and encodes 447 amino acids. The transcript has 10 exons. Gene Ontology annotation, molecular function: extracellular ligand-gated monoatomic ion channel activity; neurotransmitter receptor activity; GABA-A receptor activity.